UCCCGGACCACGCAGUAGGCCAGACCAGAAGCUUCUAUAGGGGAAUCCCCUGAUGGAAUACCGACAGUUUCACACACUGAAAAACACUGCUUAUCAUCAGGAGUGACUGUAGUAUAAAUAUAAACUAUGAGGAACUUCGGCCAUUUAUUACAACUGAACAAGAUGGAAGGACAUCAUCGUGUAAGCAUGAAUUCAACAUAUUCGUGGUUCUCAUUCAAAAUAUAUGGAUACGCUGACCCAGUGCUGAGACUACACAUAAAGUGUGGGGAGGAUAUAUCCCAUGUGAUGGUAGCGGUCAACAAGCGACAGGGGUCACUCAAGCACCUGUUGCUCCUGGAGGCUGGUAAUAACUUGGAACAGUCAGUCCUGGCACUGGACACUGUCCAGGUGUUCGGCCUGAAGAUUGACACUGGACAGAGCAGCAGCAGAUACCCGUUUGCAACAUCGUAUACCGUGGAAACAAGUCAUGAUGUUGCCUUUCCUUCAACUAAAGUGACACAAGAGGUGGACUUGAGUUGUGGGACGUGGUCCUCCACAACUGAUCACAUAACACACCUGUUGGGAGACACUCAGGAUGACCUUGAGAUGGAGGUGGAGCACAAACCACCAUUGACCUACAGCCUUAAACCUACAGGACCCUCUGACAGUGAGGCAGGUCUGUGUGUUGUGUUCUGUGAGAGAAGUCAGAAGGAGUAUGUUGUGAUGUCAUCCACCCCAAUCAGCGCCGGCAUCCCACUACUGCCCGUCUGUCAGUCCAGGAACAACUACAGGGUCAAGGUCAUGGGACUGAAAGGUUCCAGGGUGAUCUCUACCGAGCAUUGGCGAGUUGUGGGUGGGGCAUAUACACCUAGUGGUGGGUCAGACAUCAUCACUAUCAAGACAUGCAAUACAAAGGAAGAUCUCCAGAGGCUUCUGUGCAAAGCAAAGACAUUUUGUUCCAAGAACCUACAAAAUCCAAGCAAAUACAAUGUUAAGAAGUUCUACCGCAACAAACCCGAAACCUACUUUGAUGACAUCAUGGCCAACACAGAUGGCGUGAUGGAGAAAUACUUGAAGGACAACAAUGGCGAUCCAUAUUGUCCGAUCAACAACAAAAUCUGUGGCCUCUUCUUCAGUGGAUCCAAGCACAAAAAGAAAAUACCCAACUUCUCCUUCUUCGGAAACAAACGCCUUUUUAUUCCAGUGGAGGAGAUGUUCACAUCUGACACGAGGAUGUACUUCUCGGACUUCUACUGUCACAAGGAAACACAUUACGUCACAGCUGUCCUCACCAAGAGGGGUUCAGCUGAAGACACAUUCUGUGAGGAGAGACUCAUCGAACUGGACUUGCAGUCUAAUCCAUUCUUCACCACAAGGGAUGAUCCAUUCUUGGGGAAGACAUUCACAAUGACGUCUGUCAGCAAGUUCCAUGUGGAGUUUCUCUACACUGAAGAUGUCGACAUUAGUGCAUUGAUGGACAAAUACGGGAAGGACAAAGUGUUUAAACGAGUGCAUAUUCGGGGAAGGGGACGCAGCAAGAAGGAGGGAAUCCCAAAGAAGCUUGACUGCCCAGACUGCUGCUUUGACUCGGUAUCCGAACAUGAGGAUUUGACACCAGGGUGGUUUUAGGACAAUAUGCCCUUUCUUAAUGACAUCAUAUCUGCCAUCACACCAACUUCUAAAUGCCACUCAAACAAGUUAUCAUAUCUGCCGUUUGUGAACGCCCACACAAUCAUAUACAUACUUGGUGCCACUCUCCAGUGUCAUACGUGUAACGUAUACACCAACUUUGUGUGGAAUAUACAUGUUUAUCAUGGUUGUGUUGGGGAAGUAUGCUUUACUUUUAUCACCUCUACUGAUCAACUGCAUAUUUGAGCCCUAUGUCAUCAUUCUGUCAUACAGAUUAUGCAUGUGUUUUUCUGUACCAAUUCUGUGCCUCUGUGAUACUUGUUACUUAUAUAUACUGAUAUGUACAGUAAUGUACUGUGAUACUUGUAACUUAUAUAUACUGAUACCAUGUACAGUAAUGUACUGUGAUACUUGUAACUUAUAUAUACUGAUACCAUGUACAGUAAUGUACUGUGAUACUUAUAACUUAUAUAUACUGAUACCAUGUACAGUAAUGUACUGUGAUACUUGUAACUUAUAUAUACUGAUACCAUGUACAGUAAUGUACUGUGAUACUUGUAACUUAUAUAUACUGAUAUCAUGUACAGUAAUGUACUGUGAUACUUGUAACUUAUAUAUACUGAUACCAUGUACAGUAAUGUACAAUUAUAGCCUGGUGAUGAGGUCAAUACCUGUUUUUAUGGGAUAAACACA
Haliotis rubra (blacklip abalone) is the source of this 2301-nucleotide messenger RNA. RefSeq lists its product as uncharacterized. The record is from RefSeq and is a predicted model, not a curated record. The transcript has 5 exons. NCBI's taxonomy places the organism in Eukaryota, Metazoa, Mollusca, Gastropoda, Lepetellida, Haliotidae. Bases 127 to 1608 code for a protein of 493 amino acids.